ACAGAGUUAUAAAAUCCCUGUCACUGGGCACGCCCUUGCAGAUCUGAACUGUCGCUGCUGUCAGUAGUUCUAGCUUUUACAGGAGCAUAAUUGCAUCAUGGGUGGAUCAGAGUCAACUACAACUCCAUCACCUCCAAUCAGUCCAGAGAGUUUAUCUUUAGAUGAUCCAUGGAGGCCAGUGAAAUGGAGUGAAAGAGAAACGAUGUUACAGACCCUGAGGGAGUUUCCGUCAAGCCGGAGUGUUGAACAUCUCAGGAUUCUGUGUGUUGGACCAGCAGGUUCUGGGAAGUCCGCCUUUAUCACCUCAGUUAAUAAUGUAUUUCAAGGUCACAGUACUUACCUCGCUCAUUCACUCAGUGCUGGCCUAAGUAACACCUGUAAGUACACUGUCUACAAGCUGAAGAAAGACACAAAUGGAUCCAUCUUUCCAUUUGUAUUUGGUGAUACCAUGGGUCUCGAAGAAGGUUCAAAAGGUGUACACACAAACAACAUCAUCAACAUUCUGAACGGACAGAUCCAAGAGGGAUACACAUUUAAUCCUCAGGAGGAUCUGACUGCUGAAAGCAGUCACUAUAACACAACCCCAAGUCUAAAUGACAAAGUUCACUGUCUGGUGUUUGUCCUACCAGCAGACAGCACUGAUCAAAUAUCUCAAGGCGUUAGCGAUAAAAUGAAACUAAUUCGGAAUGGAGCACAUGAAUUAGAUAUUCCUGUAGUGGCCAUCAUGACCAAGGUGGAUGUUGCAUGUCCACUUGUCAAAGAGAACCUGACAAUGAUCUACAAGAGCAAGAAAAUCAAAAUGAAUAUGGAGCAGUGCAGCGUCAAACUGGGUAUUCCACUGAAGUACAUCUUCCCUGUAAAGAACUAUCAUGAGGAAAUCGACAACAACAAUGAGAUUGAUGUUCUGAUUCUCAUGGCUUUGACAAGUAUUGUGAAUUUUGCCAGUGACUUUGUGAAAAGAAAACUGUAAAGUUUGGUGUGCACUCAAGGUGUAUGACUGUGUGUUUUGUUUUAGUCCUAUUCCCAUCUGCUUGUAUAUUCAGUAUUUUUUAGUCCAAUUUCAGUCCUAAUGCACUCCUCUAAUGUACAAGAUAACAAGAAAAUUCUGAUUGAUCAUGAGAUUUUUUUUUUCAGCUCUACUUUAUUACGUAUGUCAAAUAAGAUCGUUAGCCCGUGGGUGGUGACAAUCCUAAAAACACAAACAUAAAAAUCCCGAGAAAGUAAUGUGCGUGUAUAUAAAUAAUUGCCAUAUUAAUCAUUUAAUCCGAAUACUCUGUACUGGCAGCAUGUUUUAAUCGGUAGUGUAUGAAGAUCAUUUAUGUUAGAAAACCUAGCUUGAUGUUUAUGCUGUUGUGCUGUUUUCCGAGGAUAACUUGGCUUCCUAAAUGUAACUCCUGGAGCUCUGCUUAGAUAAAAUGAUGCACAAAUACAAUAAUCCAUAGCUUAUAUAUGACUUCUUCAGAGGAAAUCAGAUAGUAGUAAGGAAUAUGUAUACGGUAGGGAUACAUUUAUAAAUGUAAAAUUGAUUUCUUUUUUAUAUAUUUCUGUAUAGCUGAUGUGAAGGUGUCCACUGUUACAAGUGAUAUACAAAUAAAACUGAAUCACCUUCAACUGGUCCAUACUA
This is a messenger RNA of Hemibagrus wyckioides, 1624 nucleotides long. Its product is annotated as interferon-induced protein 44-like. Bases 98 to 970 code for a protein of 290 amino acids. The transcript has 8 exons. Lineage: Eukaryota; Metazoa; Chordata; Actinopteri; Siluriformes; Bagridae. The record is from RefSeq and is a predicted model, not a curated record.